Messenger RNA from Gambusia affinis (western mosquitofish), 4082 nucleotides. RefSeq names its product ankyrin repeat domain 27 (VPS9 domain) (gene ankrd27). The coding region runs from base 321 to 3380 and encodes 1019 amino acids. Gene Ontology annotation, cellular component: transport vesicle; neuron projection; tubular endosome. Gene Ontology annotation, biological process: neuron projection morphogenesis; early endosome to late endosome transport. The transcript is spliced from 28 exons. The record is from RefSeq and is a predicted model, not a curated record. Gene Ontology annotation, molecular function: guanyl-nucleotide exchange factor activity; SNARE binding. Lineage: Eukaryota; Metazoa; Chordata; Actinopteri; Cyprinodontiformes; Poeciliidae.
GUUAAAAUAAAAGGGAAGCGCUGCUGAUUACUGCUAUUCUCUUGACCGUGUGCGUUAUUUUUAUGGCCUGUGGGAUCGUGAGUCUGCUAGAUUACCUUAAACGUAUUGAACACACUGUAAACCCAAAAGGCUCUGCCAGCCUUAUGUGCUCGGUUUUGGUUCCGUUCCGGGGAAGAGGAGCCAGUCUGAGCUAGACAGCUGUUUAGCAUCCCGGUGUCCGCGGCUCUUGGGAGGCUGCUGUGGGGCUUUGGCUCCAACAUGCCGACGUGUUGCUAACCUGAGGGACUUCAUCACUACAGGACCCAGACCUUCAGCUCCAUAUGGCUCUGUAUGAUGAGAACAUCCUGAAGAAUCCUUUUUACUUGGCCUUGGAGAAGCAGAGACCUGACCUCUGCAGCCGCGUGGCAGACUUCCAUGGCAUCGUUCUGGUUCCGUGUUGUGGAAGUUUGAGUGUGAGCAGCUACUCAGACUCUCACUUCGACAGCUACAUCCUGCAGCCUGUGGAGGAAGGAUACAAGACUGUGAAUGGAAAGGAUGUCAAAAUCCAGGACAGGCAGGUGGUGCUGGGCCUCGGCUUCCCAGCUCCGUCUGCGGUGCCCAUUCUGUUUGAGGAAACCUUCUACAACGAUCAGGAGCAGAGCUACAGCAUCCUGUGCAUCUCCAGACCGCUGGAGGUGGAGCUGAGUCCGGCGGAGGUCAGUCCACCACCGGCUUACUGUCUGAGGAGCCUGGAGGAUGUCGGGGAGUUCCUGGGUCAUCACUCCCACAAGCUGGACAGGUUCAUCCACAGCUUCUGUCAGGCUUUCAGAGAGCAGGAGAGGAAAGGCCUCCGAUACCACAUUGACUCUGUAAAUGGACUUUACACUAAAUCUCUUCAGUGCCUGCUGAGAGACUCUCGUCUGAAACUCCUGGCAAAACAGGAGCUUCAGAUGACUCUUCUCAAACAAGCUGUCGGGAUAUAUAUCCAUCAUGGUAUCCAUGAUUUAAUCUUUAACCUUGUGGGGACUCUUGAAGCUUGUCAGGAUGCUUCUUUUAACAAAAUCACCAGGAGCCUUCAGGACCUGCAGCUGAAGGACCUGGGAGUGAAACCAGAGUUCAGUAUGAACUUGUCUCGGGCAAAGAGAGAGCUGAGUCAGCUCAACCAGCAGACGUCCCCCCUCCUCAAAGUGUCGUGUCUGCGCAGAGUCAUCCUCACUGCCACCCAUACACCCAGACGUACAGUGAGUAUCGAAGCCGUGAGUGCAGAUGAUCUCCUCUCUGUUGUCCUUUACCUUUUGGUCAAGACUGAAAUCCCCAACUGGAUGGCCAACCUUAGCUACAUGAGGAACUUCUGCUUCAGUAACUCCAACAAAGAUGAGCUCAGCUACUGCCUGAGUACGUUCGAGGCAGCAGUGGAGUACAUCAACCUGGGGAAGCUGCAGAACACGUGCUCUGUCACGGGUGAGCUUAAAGACAAAGCUCUAUUCAAGGAAAGGAUGAGUCUGCUGACUCAGAACAUGGCCGCUCCCGUCCACCGCCUGUUUGAGCACAUAGCUAAUGGAAAUGAAGCCGAAGUGGAACGUCUGCUGAGUGACGGUGAAGCUGAUGAAGAUGUCAGGAUGUGUCAUCCUCUUUGUUCCUGUGACCUCUGUGACGGCCAUCUGUCAGGGCGCUUGAACGAUCUCUCCAUCAUCACACCGUUCUCCAGAGAUGACAGAGGACACACUCCACUGCACGCCGCUGCGAUGUGUGGUCAGGCCCAGUUGAUCGACUUGCUGGUGCAUAAAGGAGCUCCAGUUAACGCCACAGACUACCACGCCCUCACACCACUGCACAUGGCCUGCCAGCGAGGAUACCAGGGCGUCUCACUGCUGCUUUUGCACUACAAGGCCAACACAGAGGCCCAGGACAACAACGGAAACACACCGCUGCACCUGGCCUGCAUGUAUGGACAUGAGGACUGUGUGAAGGCCUUGGUGUACUUCGACGUCCAAACGUGCCGUCUGGACCUGCAGAACGAUAAAGGUGACACUGCACUGCAUAUAGCAGCUCGAUGGGGAUACGAGGGAAUCAUCCAGGUGCUGCUGGAGAACGGAGCGAGCACACACAUCCUCAACAAGAACAGAGAGACGCCACUGCAGUGUGCACUCAACUCUAAGAUCCUCAUGCUGUUGAAGUUGACGCAGAACAACCAUCAGCACAGCAGAAAUGAUUCUGCAGGUUGCUCCCCUCUGGCCUCAGACUGCAGCAGCAGCCGCCGCUCCUCUGUCUCCAGCACGUCUUCUCUGAGCUCUGAAGCCAAGCCUGAGGCUGAGCGUGUUCGACACCGAGAGGUGGAGAAGUUGCUGAGAGCCGUUGCUGAUGGUGAUGUGGAGAUGAUGCGCUACCUGUUGGAGUGGACAGACGAAGAGGAGGAUGAAGGAGAGCUGGAGUCUGAGUCACACCUCUGUCAUCCACUCUGUCAGUGUCCAAACUGUGGUCCUGCUCAGAAGCUGCCUCUGCAUCUGGCUGGAGCGCUGGGCGUCAACAGCUGCAAUGCAGACGGCUUCACGCCUCUCCAUGUGGCCGCCCUGCACGGCCACUCGUCCCUGGCGGCGCUGCUGAUCCGCCACGGGGCGAACGUCAACGCCCGCACCAUCCAGAGCGCCACCCCGCUUCACCUAGCCAGCCAAAACAGCCAUGUUCAGGUUGUGAGGUUUCUGCUGGAGUGCAAUGCCAAGCUGAACAAGAAGGAUCACUAUGGAAACACCCCUCUGAUCCAUGCGUGUCUCUGUGGUAACCUGGAAACCGUCAACAUUCUGCUGCAGAGUAACGCUUUGGUGAACGUAGCAAAUCUGCAAGGCAACACGGCUCUGCAUGAGGCGGUGCGGGGGGGGCACCAGGCGGUGGUGGAGCUGCUGCUUAGGUCUGGGGCCUCGCCCAGCCUCAGAAACAGGAGGCAGAGGACGCCGCUGGACUGCGCUUAUGAGUUUGGUGGCAAGAACACUGAAACGUUACGAGCUCUGCAGAAGGCAUCAGGACUUUCACCAGAGGAUGAACCAAUCAAACUCCUAUCUGUGCCCAAAGGGGCUCUGGCUCAUUCAUUGGUGCAGCGCCUGAAGCUGCAGGAUAACUCCAACGGCCGGAGACACAAACUGGCUCAGUCUGCCAGCAGGAUGCAGCACAUGAGAAAAGGUUCAUCUGGUUCUCCCCCCAGGAGUCCACCAUUUCUUAACCAGCAGGUGAACCCAGAGCGGAGGAGGCUGAGGCGAGGGGAGACCCUGGAGGUCAACAGCCACUUAGGAAGCCUUGACUUUUCACCUCGUCUAAAGGAGCGGCCCCUGGUCCGUUGUCACACCCUGGACGGUGGGGUACUGGUCCCAGAGCCAGCUCAGUCCCCAGCCCACUCUGAAACUGACUGACCACUUGUUGCAAGUCGGUGUUGUGACAGCAGCUGGUGGGGCGGUGCAGCCAGGCGAUGGGACAGCACAAUCAUUACCCCCUCCUCUAACUGUGUCACCACAAGCUCACUGCGCAGCAGAACCCCGGCCGGUCUCUGCAGGGUUCCUGACACCACAAUUCUUCAGCACAAAUCUGGAGGGAAAGGGGAUUUCUCACAGCACUCUACCAGUUUAACGCACAAUGUGUUUCGGGUCACAGCGUGUGAUCUGGUUUCAUUUGCCCCGGCUUUUAGAUUUAGGUCACUUUCUCUGGCUGAUUGUUUCGUGGAUGCACUGUUGGGCCUUUUUACACAUAUGCAAUAUUUUACUAGAUUUCACAGGUUGCUAUACGGAGAAGCUAGUUCUGCCCACAAAGCUCCACUGAUUCCUUCUGUUUCCAUUCUGACUCUGUCUGAAUUUACAUCAUCAACAUGGGAAAGCUUCCCAAUUUGACAAAAGGAACAUUUCAAGUCAAAUGCUGGAAUCCAUCCUACGAUUCUCUCCCACUUGACUUUCUGCAGCUUGAUGUAAUGUUGUGUGUGGAAUUCUGGUGAAAUUGUGGUGAAAACACAAUAUCUCCGGUUUCUUUUACUGAUUUAACUUUAAUAUCAUGAAAUAAUCCAGGAUGAUGCUGAUGGAUCAUUCUUACACCAUGUUACUAAAUUAAAUCCAUCUGUCACAUUA